UCAUUUAUGAAACUUCAAACUAUUCAGUUUUAGAAUUUAAGUAAGUUAUAUUGUUUAAUAACCUAUUCAAUUUAAUAACAGUUUUAAGUAAAAAAAAAAAAAAAACAAUAAAGUUACAAUGGAAGUUGAAGAAAAUGAAAACGAGAAUAAUGGUCCUAUUGAAAAUGCAUGGGCUAUGAAAAUUCCUAAAUUUACACCCGAUGACAAUCCGCAUGGUCUUAUUGAAGAAAGUAAAUUUGCCACUUUAUUUCCAAAAUAUCGAGAGCAAUAUUUAAAGGAGUGUUGGCCACUGGUUCAAAAAGUGUUAAAAGAUCAUCAUAUUAUAGCCGAUUUAGACCUCAUAGAAGGAAGCUUAACAGUAAAAACAACAAGAAAAACGUGGGAUCCUUAUAUCAUAAUCAAAGCGAGAGACUUUAUGAAACUGCUUUCACGGAGUGUGCCUUUUGAACAAGCAGUGAGAGUAUUAGAAGACGAAAUAGGUUGCGAUAUUAUAAAAAUUAAUUCAUAUGUAAAUAAAAAGGAAACUUUUUUAAAACGCAGGCAAAGAUUGAUUGGCCCAAAUGGCGUGACACUUAAAUCCAUUGAAUUACUUACAGAAUGUUAUGUUCUUGUUCAGGGUAACACUGUUUCUGCUGUUGGACCAUACAAAGGUUUGGUACAAGUAAGACGAAUAAUUGAAGAUACUAUGAAAAAUAUACAUCCUAUGUAUAAUAUAAAAAGUCUUAUGAUUAAAAGAGAGUUGCUGAAAGAUCCGAGACUAAAAAAUGAAAGCUGGGAUCGCUUUUUACCCAAAUUUAAAAGUAAAAAUGUUCCAAGAAAACAACCUAAAAAUAAAGUUAAAAAGAAGCCAUAUACACCAUUCCCACCACCUCAGCCUGAAAGCAAAAUUGAUAAAGAACUUGCAACUGGUGAAUAUUUCCUUAAAGAUGAACAGAAAAGAGCUAAACAUCGUUAUGAGAAAGAAGAAAAACAGGUGCAAGCUAAGAAGACCAAAGAAGAAGAGAGGAAAAAAGGUUUUAUACCUCCUGCAGAAAACAUUACUAAACAAAAAAGUGUGGAAGAAUCUACAGUUGACAUAAACAAAUUCAAAGCAAAAAUGAAAAAAGUAUCGAAACAGAAUAAGUCCCUUAACAAAAAAGUAUAAAAUUAUUAUCAAACAGGUAGUUUAUGUUGCAUAUAUAUUUAUAGCGUACUCAAAACACAACAGGAGUCAAGCCAAACUUUGUCAUUUUAUUAAUGUGAUGUAACUGGUUGAGAUCUUAAGUAAUCUAUGAUAUAAAUUCACAAUUACAAUCUACUUGAUUGGAAGUUUCUUGUAUCUAAGAGAAUCUUGAAAGGAUAAAGAAUUAAGGAAAUUAUUUGUAACAAUUUAAACUGCUAGCGAUUGAAAAGAACCUUAAUUUAUCAUAAUAUGGUAAAAGAGAAACAAAAUUACACUUGCAUAUUUUUGUGUAGGUACUGCUUCAUAUUAUGUAUUUACUUCAGUUUUAUAAAGAUAUCAGUACUACAUUACAAAUGAUAUAUUAUUAUAUGGAACAAGUUAAUUUUAAUAAAAUUUAAUU
Vanessa atalanta (red admiral) is the source of this 1562-nucleotide messenger RNA. RefSeq names its product KRR1 small subunit processome component homolog (gene dbe). The record is from RefSeq and is a predicted model, not a curated record. Gene Ontology annotation, molecular function: RNA binding. NCBI's taxonomy places the organism in Eukaryota, Metazoa, Arthropoda, Insecta, Lepidoptera, Nymphalidae. The coding region runs from base 119 to 1144 and encodes 341 amino acids. Gene Ontology annotation, cellular component: nucleolus; small-subunit processome. The transcript has a single exon.